Molecule: messenger RNA, 516 nt
Organism: Anopheles cruzii
Lineage: Eukaryota; Metazoa; Arthropoda; Insecta; Diptera; Culicidae
Product: mantle protein-like
Exons: 2
Coding region: 1-516 (171 amino acids)
Source: RefSeq, a predicted model, not a curated record
AUGAAGGUUAUCAUCGUUCUCUCGGCCAUGCUGGCCAUCGCCCUGUGCAGCAACGAACAGGAGGCUAACAAGAAGGACAAACGCGGAAUCGUCGAGGUGAACAAUGGAUACGAGGAUUACUACUACAAUAAUGAGUACCAGCAUCCGCAUGUGACCAACCACGUCACCGUAACGAAGAAGGUGGCCGUCCCGUACCCGGUGGCCGUCGAGAAGCAUGUUCCGGUCGAGGUGAAGGUGCCGUACCCGGUGAAGGUGGAGAAGCAUGUGCCGGUCGUCGUGGAGAAGAAGGUCCCGGUCUACAUCGAGAAGAAGGUCGCAGUCCAUGUCGAUCGUCCUUAUCCAGUUCCGGUCAAGGUUCCUGUUGAGGUUCCAGUCUACAAGAAAGAGUAUGUCGAAGUCCCGAAGCCGUACGCAGUUCAUGUCGAGAAGCCUUACCCGGUUUACGUGAAGCAACCGCACUACGUCCACAAAACGGUUGAAGCUCCAGUCUACGAGCACAAGUCACUGUGGCACUAA